AACGACCUCGACCAUCAAUCAUCAAUCACCUCACACGACUCGGACCUCGCCAUCGCAAUCUGGACAUCCCCUCCUUUUCGACAAUACACUCUCUUUCUCAGCCUUGGAAUUAGUCGUUCGAAUCGAUCUAUACGGCGAGCCGAAACGCGGGAGAAAUCGGAAUCAUAUAGCCCUUUUCGGACGCGAUAACAACUACACCUUCCCCCAUCAAAAUCGAUUCCGAACAUAACAUCACAUCAAAGCAAACUUGCCCUUUGACUCGACCAUUCCUACGACAUCAAGACAUUCACACCAGCUUCAAGACGAGUGAUCAAGGAUGAGUUCUCCCGCUACCUCACAAGCUCCUACCUCGGCUGAGCCCACAGCCCCGGCCACCUCGGCUGCACCCGAGACCACCCAGGAGCCUUCCACCUCCCAACAGCCUACUACCUCUCAAGCACCUCCCACCACCUCUCAAGCACCACCUACCACAUCGCAAGCACCGGUAACAACCCCACCGACAACGUCGAAUCCCCCGAGGACGACAACGGCUCAGCAGACGUCCCAGCCGCCGGUGACGACCACUGAACAACAACAGACUACGCAGCAGCAACCCGAGACGACGGUCGUACAGAGUACUUCUCAGAGUACGGUUGUCGUCACCGUACCUGGAACCACUGCCCCAGGAACCACUGUCGGUCCCUCAACCCAAGAACAGGUCACCACGGUCCCGGUUUCUCAGUCGACAGUGGUUGUUACCGAGGUGGGAUCGAGCGGAUCUUCGAGGAGCACCCAGGUCGUCACCGUACCUGCCAGUCAGGUCACGAGCGCUCCUACCAGUAGGACUAGCACCCUCACUUUGCCUGCUGGCGUCACCUCGGGUAUCGUAACGACCGAAGUCACGGACGCUAUCCUUGUGACGACUACCAACAGCCGAGGCGAGCUCAUCACCACCGCGCCGGCUACCAUCACCUCGGCUGUCGUGCAAUCCGACGCCAACGGAGUCUUCUAUACCGUCACUCAGAUUGUCAGGAACCCGAGCGGAAGCUUGAACGAUGGCAGUGGCAAUUCCGGCGGGGGCACCAGCGCGUUCUUCAACAAUACCGGAGCGGUCGUUGGUGUGUUCGUCGUUGUUGGAAUCGCGGGAGCGGCCAUUCUGUUGGGCUUCGGGUUCUUGUUCAUGAGGCGAAGGAGGAGGCAGAGGUUGGACAGGGACGUUGCUGCCGCCGCUGCUGCUGCCAAUGCGGCCGCUAUGCGUACGCCGUUCGAGGACGACGAGGAUGGUGCCGGCGGAAACACCUCGUUCAACAGUUCGAGUGGACCUGCCAUGACCCAGUACGGGGGAUUCUACGCUAGUGACAACGGGCCCGGUGGAUACGACCAGGAACGUCAUGGUGGAUACGACCCUUACGCCGCUGCCGCUGCUGGUGGAAUCGGGGCUGCCGCCGUCGGUUCUCACCAAUACCACAACGACGACCCAUAUGCCGAUAACAACGCACCCAACGCUCAGGGCGGAGCAUAUUACCUCGACCCCAACGAUUACGACUACGACAAGGCGUCGAGGAGCGAUCAGGGAUUCAGUUACGAUCAGCCUGGGCAUGGCAACUAUGAGCAGGGGCCAUACUCGGACGUGCCGCUCGCUGCGGGUGGUCAGAGGUCGAACUACAUGCUGAGCAGGCAGGAUAGCGAGGGAAGCGUAGGCGAUCAUACGCGCGAUGCUUACAACAGCCGUGGCGGUCCGCUCAAGGUCGCCAAUCCAUCUGACGAAUAGUCGCGCCCCGGUUCUUUCCGACAAAAUCGAUACCCCCUCCUUCCCUUUCUCAUGUAGUGCCACCCGUCUCGUUCUCGAUAUGCUUGUUCCGGUCAGCUACGUUUUGUAUCUUCCAUGGACUUUACCAUCUCCCUCCCUGCCUCGUUCUCGUUCUCGCUCUCUCGCGGUACCCGUCCUAUUAUUAUCUCUCGAUCGUCUCGUCACUUUAUAGUAAUACUAGUCCGGAUGUUUUGUUAGCGGUUUGUAACCUCCCGUCCCGGAUCAAUGAACACGAUGUGACGAUUGAGCCGAUAUGGAGCAC
This is a messenger RNA of Filobasidium floriforme, 2051 nucleotides long. RefSeq lists its product as uncharacterized. The record is from RefSeq and is a predicted model, not a curated record. Lineage: Eukaryota; Fungi; Basidiomycota; Tremellomycetes; Filobasidiales; Filobasidiaceae. The transcript has 6 exons. The coding region runs from base 317 to 1750 and encodes 477 amino acids.